Messenger RNA from Onthophagus taurus, 1437 nucleotides. Its product is annotated as carbonic anhydrase 3. Gene Ontology annotation, molecular function: zinc ion binding; carbonate dehydratase activity. The record is from RefSeq and is a predicted model, not a curated record. Gene Ontology annotation, cellular component: cytoplasm. NCBI's taxonomy places the organism in Eukaryota, Metazoa, Arthropoda, Insecta, Coleoptera, Scarabaeidae.
GUCACUUUUUUUUUAAUUUGACAAAACUAAAAAAGGCAAUUUACAUCUGUCACGCCAGCAUUAUUCCUUUUUCUGUUAAUUUUUUGUGAGUGCAAAAUUUUUAGUGUUUAGAAUAAUGUCCACGCAGGUCGAGCCCCAAAGGAGAAUCGAACAACGCGACGAACUCGAUUCAGACUUAGAAUACGAUGGCAUUAAAGUGAUACAAGAAUACAUGCUUAAAGCGGAAAUUGGCGAAUCUCCAAUCGAUAUAAACCUAUCGAGGACAAUCCCGAUAAGCUUACCACCUUUGCAAUGGCACCAUCACGAGUUACCGCCGAAGAAAAUGAAAUGUACCAACACCGGACAUACUCUAAUAAUGAGUGCUAAAUGGCACCAAGAGCGUCCCCACAUCUCCGGUGGCCCCCUCUUCGGGAAUUACGUAUUCUCCCAAUUACAUUUUCAUUGGGGCCGAAAUGAUAUGGAAGGAAGUGAGCACACCGUCGAUGGGUCCCAACAACCCUUAGAGAUGCACGUCGUACUUUUUAAAAGUUGUUAUCUCACCCAAGAAGCUGCGUUAAAGAAAAAAGAUGGAAUCGUCGUUUUAGUUUAUUUUUUCCGGCUCCAAGAAGCUCACAACGUAUCGAUGGAACUCAUAACCCAAGCAAUUUCUUACAUACAAACCCCCCAUAGUUCAGCAAGAUUAGACAACGUCCCCUUAAGCUUCCUAACAAUCCCGUUUAUAAAAGAUUACUUCAUGUAUUGGGGAACUGUAACAACUAGCGAAUGCGUACAUUGUCUUUUAUGGUUAUUAUGCCGAGAACCAAUUGGAAUUUCAAUCGAUCAAACAGAACAAUUCCGUACUUUAUUAAACAUGGAUGAUCAGCCGUUAGAUUGCAACUUUCGAAUCGUCCAAGAAAUCCCUGGGUUAAAAAGAACCGUUUUUCACGCGAACCCAUCGUUUUCUUUGUACUCAACGUUAUUACCGAUAAAAAAAGAAGAAAGAAAGCAAGAAAAGAAGAAAGACGCCAAAAAGGAGGAGAAACAAGAGCCGGUUCAAGUUGAGAAUAAACCAGCGGAGGUGUUUCGGGUUGAAACAAGACAGAGGAAUCCAUUUAAAGAAGAAAAAAAUAAAUACACAAUUAGUACUAGUAUAAAAGUUGAUCCUGAGUUAUUAGAAAAGUUGAAAACGAGCCGAUCGAGAUCGCCGAGUGUUAGAAGAGAAGGCGAUAUGGGCUCGAUAAGCUCUUUCGAUGCUAAAAGUGGGGCGUCCGGGAGGAGUUCUUCGCCAGUUUCGAAAACUGGCGAUUUCGUCGGGAAAAGAUUCGUUGAAAAUGUUAAUGUUAAACCGAGGGAUAAAAGUAUCCCUAGAAAAUCGAUGAUACCAAGAAGGGUUAAGUGAAGUUUUUUUGACUUAAGAAUUGUUUAUUUAUUUAUUUAUUAAUUUUUUUUGGAAUUUUA